This is a messenger RNA of Chaetomium globosum CBS 148.51, 1917 nucleotides long. RefSeq lists its product as uncharacterized. The transcript is spliced from 2 exons. Lineage: Eukaryota; Fungi; Ascomycota; Sordariomycetes; Sordariales; Chaetomiaceae. Gene Ontology annotation, molecular function: transcription corepressor activity. Gene Ontology annotation, biological process: regulation of transcription by RNA polymerase II; endoplasmic reticulum unfolded protein response; phospholipid biosynthetic process. The record is from RefSeq and is a predicted model, not a curated record. Gene Ontology annotation, cellular component: nucleus; endoplasmic reticulum. The coding region runs from base 1 to 1917 and encodes 638 amino acids.
AUGGAGGAGCAGGGUCGCAGUCACAUGCUGGCCGCCGACCGCCCGCCGCUGACGCAACCUGCACCGCCGAGAGCGGAUUCGGGGCCGCAUGAGGCCGCAAUGCAGCAAACAACGGGCACCACAACUUCAGCGGGAUUGCCCACAGAUGCAUCAAGAUUAAACACAGGCCCGCUUUCCGUCAGCCAUGAUACCGACGAGGCCAAGCCGGCGAACGGCUACUCGGCCCAGAGAAAUGCCCCGGUGUCGCUCCAACUCCCGCCUCUCGCACUCGAAUUACCUCCCAUCCAGCCCUCUCAAGAGCUAUCCGCGGGCCCUUCAGCCCACACCUUACCGCCGCUCUCGUCUGUCACGGGCACCCACGGCCAUGCGCCGCUCCCGAAACCACCGGAACCGUCCCAUCCCGCCCCCCAACCAACCCACUGGCCCAGCCUCAACCCCUUCACAACAUAUUACAAACCCAGCUACCUCGACCCGGUGGAGUCACCGCCGAGCAUGUCGUCGGACCUGGGCCCGAGCCGCAGCGUGAGCCUGGAUGACCCCGACGUCAGGAUUGCCGCCGAGGCACUGGGCCAAAUGAGAACAGAGUGUCCCUCGUCACCCCGCAGAACGUCCCGAGACCACAAGACCUCGAGUCCGUCGCCGCAUAGGCGUAACGGUAGCAGGGGCGUCGAGCCAUUACUGUCGCUCAUCACGACGUCAUAUCCGCUACUAGGCACCACGAUCGAAGGCGCUGCUUCUGCCUACAAUACCGGCAAGAAUUACUCGCCCCACAUUAAGUCUGGCGCCGAGUACGUCGAAAGUCUGGUCAAGCCGGCGGUGGAAACGGUGGGUCGGAAGACAGGCGUGGAGGGUGGGAUGAGGUGGCUCUUUUCGAUGCGGGGCCGGAAACAGCGCUCGACCACGGAUAUCGAGACGGACGAGCGCGGGAACAGCAAGCGGCGCCGGUCGGACAGGCACGACAAGGGCAAGAAAACUGCGCACGCCUCCCCGCACGACUCGGGUGCCGAUGGCGAGGACCGCCGUAUGUCGGUCAGCACCGUCGACACGCUCCCCGCCUAUGACGACCAGAAAUCGCCCGCAUACACCGAAGCGGCCGAGGACCAGACGACGCCGCCGCCCCCGGGUUCUUCCCAACAAUGGGGCCAGCGGUUCGUUGUCACCACCUCUGGACUGGGCGUCGCCAUGAAGCAGGAGAGUAUGAAAAGCCUAAAGUACUGCCUGGGAGUAGUCAAAGACACCAACGGGUACCUCCAAGACAUUCUUGUCAAGCUCCGAGGCGUCAUCGACGAGUACGACCGCACAUCCCAAGCCGACGGCGGCGGCGACGGCGAACAGAACAACAACCCAACCGCCAACCACCGCCCCGCCCCCACCCCCGCCACAGCCGAAGACCGCAGCCGCCUCCUCCAGCGCAUGAACGAGCUGCGCGACGAGCUCUUCCGCGUGAUCCACCGCUCCGUGCAAACCGUCUCCAAAUACACCGGCGGCGCCCUCCCCGAAAACGCGCGCAACCUCGUCCACAGCCAACUCAUGAGCCUCCCCGGCCGCUACCAAUUCCACUACAUGCGCGAGACAGAAGGGCGGCGCGGCGGCGGCGAGGAGACCGCUGACGCCGGCCCCGGCGCGCGCACCCGCGACAGCGCACACCUCGCGCUGCUGUUUGCCAAGGAGGCGCUGGAGAUGAUGGCGCAGGUCGGGGAGGUGCUGACGAGGACGGUGGUUAGUGCCGAGCAGUGGUGUGAGACGCUGUAUAAGGAGAAGAGUGAGCAGGCGCCGGCGAUGCAGGGCGGCGAGGAUGGGCUACCGUUGACGUCGGGGGCGGCGGCGGCGGCGGCGGGGGUGAGGGUUGUUCCUGCUCCUGUUGCUGCUGCUGCUGCUGCUGUUGCUGUGGAUCGAGACGUGGAUAUGUCUGGUUAG